Molecule: messenger RNA, 4184 nt
Organism: Annulohypoxylon truncatum
Lineage: Eukaryota; Fungi; Ascomycota; Sordariomycetes; Xylariales; Hypoxylaceae
Product: heme peroxidase
Exons: 5
Coding region: 512-3964 (1150 amino acids)
Biological process (GO): response to oxidative stress
Molecular function (GO): heme binding; monooxygenase activity; peroxidase activity
Source: RefSeq, a predicted model, not a curated record
CAAUGGACGCCACCUGCAUUCAUUAAUCUUAAUUUAUUCUUACCGACUGGAGCUUCCUCCUCCUCCCCGUGCCGGUGUAGGACUGGCUAUGCGGUCACUGCUCAGGUGAUCUCAAAGGAAACGCCGUGAUCCCUUAUAGAAUUCAUCCAAUUGGUGGCCAUGGGAGGUUUUCAGCCCUCAUCAUUGCAGGUUGCAUACUGUUUCGGCACUUUAUGCUGCGGUAACGUCCUGUUCAAUAUGCCAGCCGAGACCUGGGCUUCAGCAAAAUGCUGCAGAUCCACAACCUGUCGCCGAAGCCACCGACGCCCUUCCUGCUGGGGAUCGAGAAGAAAAGUAAAGAGGGCAGUGCUGCGUUGUUGAACAUCUAAGGGUACGAGAGAUGAGGACCCCCGCAAUCGUCUAAGUCGAGAUUCCGGACAGGGUUGGCCAUAUAUAGAGAUGGUUGGGUUUUCGUAUGUUUGGUGUACUUUGCUAUUUUCCUCAUGCGGACAGAACUAAGUCAGAAUAAGCCAUGUCAAAUUUUGAAACGAAGUAUCAAGCCGGCGAGGCGUACGGAGAUGACGAUAAGAAGUCUGAUAUCUUUGCUGAUCCACUGAAGCUUGCAAACGAUAUCUUGAAAGACUGUAGUGGCAUUCGGAAAGAGGCGUCUCCUAAGCAAAUCGCUGAUCUCCUCCAGGAACUAGUAUCAAAGGGACCUCUUGAUGACAAAAAGGGAAACACCGAACUCUUGAUCGGAAUCCUUACAUCCCUACCCUCCGAUUCCGACAUCAGGACUCAGCUCACCAACACGCUCAUUGACACCCUUUGGGACAAUCUUCAACAUCCGCCACUGAGCUACCUCGGCGGUGAUGUCAAGUAUGAGGUUGUCAACUCUCAAGAGUCUCAGAACUCCAACCCUAAGACUUACGACUCCAUCGAGUUCAAGGUACCGGACAGCGACGUCACCCUGCGCGAGCAUGUCCCCCAAGCACCCGAUGGUCUUCAUCAUUACCGGACGCCUGAUGGAAGCUAUAACAAUCCAAUCCAACCCAACCUAGGAAGGGCAGGCGCUCCCUAUGCCAAGACGGUCAGGAACACCAAACGUCUUCAUGGUGUCAAGCCUGAUCCGGGUCUGCUAUUCGACCUGCUGAUGGCUCGUGAUGAUCAGCAUUUCAUAGAAAACCCAGCUGGCAUUUCAGCUAUGUUCUUUUAUCACGCGUCCAUCAUCAUUCAUGAUAUUUUCCGCACGAACCGUACAGACCCUAACAGGUCCGACACGUCGUCAUAUCUUGACCUAGCACCUUUGUAUGGCUCGUCUCUCAAGGAUCAGUUGGAGAUCCGUACUAUGCAGGGGGGUAAGCUGAAGCCUGACACCUUCCAUGAGAAACGGCUACUCGGGCAACCUGCGGGAGUCAAUGUUAUGCUAGUCCUCUACAGCCGUUUUCACAACUACGUCUGCGAUGUCUUGCUGCAGAUCAAUGAGAACGGCCGGUUCACGCUUGAGUGUGACGGGAAGGACAAGCCUACUCCGGAGGAGAGGGCCCGAGCUCUUGCUAGACAAGACCACGAUCUCUUCAACGUGGCUCGUCUAAUCGUCGGCGGGCUGUACGUAAACAUAUCCCUACACGACUACCUCCGCGCCAUCACGAACACGCAUCACUCCAAGAGUGACUGGACUCUGGAUCCACGUGUCGACAUUAAAGCGUUUGAUGGCGAAGGUGCACCGCGCGGAGUCGGCAACCAAGUCAGCGCCGAGUUCAACUUGCUGUACAGGUUCCAUUCGUGUAUCUCCAAGAAAGACGAGCGCUGGAUGAACAACUUCUUCCUUAAGCUGUUCCCCGAAGGAAAGACGCAGGACUUGUCGACUGUCAGUUUGGAGGAUUUCGGCCUCGCCUUGCUUAAAUUUGAGCAGAGUAUUGACAAGGAUCCUAGCAAGCGCACGUUUGACGACUUAAAGCGCCAGGAAAAUGGUAAAUUCAAGGACGAAGACCUUGUACGCAUUCUCAAGGAGGGAAUGGAUGAUCCUGCCGGCGUCUUCGGUGCCCGCACCAUCCCGAAGGCCCUCAAGAUCAUCGAGAUUCUGGGUAUCAACCAGGCCCGCAAAUGGCAGGUUGCGUCGCUGAACGAAUUCCGGGAGUUCUUUGGACUUAAGAGAUACGAAAAGUUCACCGACAUCAACUCAGAACCAGAGAUCGCCAAUAUCCUGGAGAAGCUAUAUACCGACCCUGAUAUGGUAGAAUUGUACCCUGGUCUUAUGAUCGAGGAUGCCAAACCAAUCCGGAAUACAGGCUGUGGCAUCUCCCCCACCUACUCGGUAGGUAGAGCUGUAUUGUCUGAUGCUGUCACGCUCGUGCGGUCAGAUAGGUUCAACACUCUCGAUUACACGGUUUCGAAUCUGACCAGCUGGGGUUACAACGAGGUCCAGUCUGACAACAAGACUCUGGGCGGGUCGAUGCUAUAUAAACUCAUUCAGCGUGGCGUUCCCGGCUGGUUCCCCUUUAAUUCGGUGGCCGUCAUGCAACCAAUGUACACCAAGAAGGCCAACGAGAAGAUUGCCAAAGAGCUUGGUACUAUGGACCAGUACACUCUCGACGACCCGAAGCCUCCAAGAAAGACAGUCGUGGUUAUGACUAGUGAGGCUAUCAAACAGGUGCUCGGCCAACCCAAGCAAUUUGUAGUGCCCUGGCUUCAGCCCCUCAACAACUUGUUCCCCGGCAAAAAGGAUUUCGGCUGGUACAUGUUAGCAGGUGAUGAGCAGCGUAACUUCGACGAUCGUGCCAAUACGCUGAAGGCGAUCCGCAAGAUCCCGAACUUAAGCACUGCAGUCAACGAGUUCGUACAGCGCGUCGGCUUUAAGCUGAUCGAGAAGGAGAGAUUCACUCUUAAGGAAGGAUUGGAUCAGAUUGACCUGAUCCGCGACGUCGCAAUCCCCUUGAACACGCAGCUUCUCGCCGACCUCUUUUACUUCGACUUGCGUACCGACGAGAAUCCGAAUGGAACUCUCGGUGUUGCCAAGCUGUAUGGAAAACUCCUUGACAUCCGUACCUGGGGCGUGAACAAUACAGACCCGGCCCAGUCCUGGAACCGUCGCCGCCGCGCGCAGGAGGGAGCCAAGGCUGUCAUCGAAUCGACCCGCAAACUCGUCGACGAGGUAGCUCACAACUCUGGCACCCUGUUUAGCCUAGGUUCCAAUGUAGUCAACGACCUAGCCCGGAAGCGCGAUCUCAAGAAAGACUCGCUGCGUUCCUGCGGCUACAAGCUCGUCCAGGAGCUGCUAGCGCAGGGUUACUCGGCCGAGAAAGUGACCGACUCCAUGUGGCUCAACGCCUUCGGUGGCAUCGGCGUCCCAGUUACCGCUUACUAUGAAGUCAUGGAAUUCUUCCUCCGCAAGGAGAACGAACAUAUCUGGAACGAAGUCCAGAAACUCGCGAAGGACAACAACGACGCGGAACUCUAUGCCUACGUAGUCGAGGCUCAGCGUCUCACGAGUACGCAGCGCAACAUGCGGGUCGCGACACAGCCCGCCACGCUCGAAGGAAAGACGAUCGAGCCCGGCAACCUUGUAGUCAUGUUACUUGGCGAGGCCGGACGUAACCCAGCGGAGGUACCUAACCCUCACGAGUUUGACCCGCACCGUAAGACGGAUUCCGUCACCUCUUUCAGCUACGGCCAGCACGAAUGCCUUGCCAAAGAGAUAGCCCGGUCCUUCAUCACCGGAAUGGUGAAGCUCGCGGCCGACCUCAAGGAACUGCGUCCGGCGCCUGGCGAGAUGGGUAAGGUAAAGACAAUCAAAGUGGGCACCGACACAAACUAUCUCAACGACAGCUGGUCCUACCUUUGCUUCGAAGCUAGUACUUGGAAACUUCAUUUCAACGGCCGAGGAUUGGGUAAUUACCAGGGCAAGGAUCAGCCGGGUGCCACUCCGGGUUUGCUCCAGUACUACCACACGAUUCAGAAACGCAAGGCUAAGUUGUUGGGUUCUUGAAUUGAUCCAGAUCGGAAAUGGAAUUAGUCUGAGUUGAACGAAGUAAGCUCGUCUAAGUAUGCGUUUAGGUGAAUUAGAAACCAUUCCUUCGUUUGGCUCAGGGGGUCAAGCUAAACAAAUCAAAAUUCCAUAUUAUGCAUAAUGCCAUUGUCUUGAUGCUUCUCAAUGUGACAUUUUCAUUAUUCGAUUGAAACAAAUGAGAUAAUCAUAGAGAGAAAGU